ACAUGUUGUGGAAAUACAGAUUGCAAUGUAACACGCAGUUUAGCUAGCUGAUUUAACACUUAAGCUUCUCUUAACGUUUGCCAGAGAGACUAGCUGAAUAUCAGUCUGUUUAAUGUUAGUUAACCGGGCUAUCUCGUUUGCUAACCAUCAGAAUGUAUGUACCGUUUCUUUCCUGUUUUUCGCAGUUUGCAAUCAGCUGACAUCUGACAGAAUGAGUUCGAAGAAGAGCAGAAUGGGAAAGAUGCUGGACAGUGUUCAGAAGGAAAUUUUGAAUUCUGGAGCGAAGAAGCCCCGGAAGCCGCAGAAAGGACUGGCGGUCUUGCCCAUAUCUCCCUUGGACGUGUCCUCCAUCGAGAAAGCCAGCUCAUUUGAAGAUGAAGAAGUUCUCAGUUUUGGUAACCCGCUGCACAGCACAGCUCUGGAGGAUGACUUCAGCCCUAACCAGGGUCAAAAGGUCGCGCCGGAGAAGAAGGGAGCAGAAGGGGGCGUGGCUAGCCGUGCCGAAACGCCGCGGAGGGCCCGCAGAUUGGACGAGGGGCAGACCCCGGGAAGGGCCCGUGCCCCGCCGCCAACGACGAGCUCCGCCCCAAAGGGGGGCCAGCCACGCACCCGGCGAAAGAGCCUGGGGGUGAAGUCGAGCAGCAGGGCUCUGCAGAGGGUUUCGGAGGGGCCCGAAUCGGGCGAGGCGACUGGCAGACGGAGACCGUCGUCCUCCUCGGGCGAGCUGAUUCCACUUGUCUCUGGAGAAGAGAGCUCAGAUGACUCGGACUCCGCCUCCUCAGGCUCUGCCGCACAGGAGCCGCCUCCCAAACGGACCAAGGGGGUCAGAGGUCAGGCAGCUCCUGCACUGCCUAAAAAGAAGCGGUCGAUUCAGCCCGGCGGCUCCGUCUCGUCCCUUGGGCAGGAGACGGGUCGCUCGCGGAGCUCGGGCAGCGGGCCCAGAGAGAGCAGCACAGCGGGGGAGCAGCCAGCGAGCGCCAGAGCAGCCGCCGUACGCCGCAGGCGACGCUCCUCCCUGUCUUUUGAGGACCUGUCCGAGGAGGACCCCAGCUGGCACAAUCAGCCAGACAGGAAGUCAUCCGGGCCGCACGCGGGGGAGCGGAGGGAGCCGCCUGGGGGCAGGCCCAACCCGGGGCCCGAGAAGAGGAAGUCCUCCUCUGGAUCCUCAGGUGACGCUGGCCCGUCCAAUAAGAACAAACGGCGGGAAAGAGAUGUCAGGAAUCCCAUUGAUCUCGACGUGGUAUUGGACGCUUUCCUGGAUUUCGUGUCGCACUACAAGGAGACCGUUGGCUCAGGCCCAGUCGAACAGGCUAUAGAUGCCGUCUCAGACAUGUUUGAGGAUCAGCUUACAGAACUGAUAACCAACACAAAGGAGUUGAACAGCUUGAGAAGGGAAAACGUCAAGGUCAAUGGCACCAUUAAUAAGAAACGCAGCAGACUACUCGAGAUCAAAAGUGAAUUGAUAACGAAGGAGACAGAGCUGAGUGUGAGGGUGAGGUCUUUUCUGGGUAACUCCCCUGUGAACCCCCAGGAAGGAGACAGAGCUGAGGAGCCUGGAGAAAGAGCAGGUGCGGCUGCAGGAGAGGCUGACCGACCUGCGGAAGGGAACCACCUUCCUGUCUGCCCUGAAGGACCUGCACAGGAAAUACCGGGCUCACUGUCAGAGAUACCCCGCCCAGGAGGAAGUGUAUGGCCCCUCCAGCGCGCCGGCUCUACUGCUGGAGGCCCGUGGGGUUCUGGGAGCCGAGCGCCAGCUGAAGAGCAUCAACGAGAGCCUGCAGAAGGCCCUGGACCUGGCCAAUCGGCAUUGAGCUCUCCAGUGGAUCCACCUCUCGGGCCAAUCGGCAUUGAGCUCUCUAGCAGAUCCUUUUCUGGGGCCAAUCGGCAUUGAGCUCUCCAGCAGAUCCACCUCUCCGGCCAGUCGGCAUUGAGCUCUCUGGCAGAUCCACCCCUCUGGCCAAUCGCAGUUGUGCUGCCCAGCCUCUGCUGAUCGACCUCUCAGGACACUUGACAGUCGUUUAUCACAUGGAAUCGCGUUGGUCUCAAUUUUCUAAAAGCAUUCCUGACAUGCUGAUGCUGGCAGUGUGAACAUUUAUGGUUUAAAAAAAAAAAAACGUCACAGUGCAUUUUAUAUCAUUAAAUAGGAAGGAGAGAGAUUUUUAAUUCAAGUAAAAUUUGUAAAGCUGUGGAAGUACUGGAGGUGUUAGUGUAAAUAAAAUGUAUGCAGAAUACUUAUUGAAAUUAAAAAGUAUAAGGUCAUGUAUACAUACAUUAAGUUCUCAGCCCACAGAUCAUGUGUGCUUCAUAUGUUGUGUAGGUCCCCAGAAUCUUAACACGUGUCUUUCACUUCAGAAUUUUCCUAAAUUAGCAUAAAUGCUGGGUGUAAUCCCGAGGGUAUCAUAAAAACAUUACCGCAACGUGGUAUAAUAGGAUUGUGUUAUUUAGAAUUUGCCCUUUUAUUAUGUUAUGAUAACUUUGGAACAGGAUGCACUAUGGGUAAAAAGAAACGUCCAUCAUUAACUAUUCUGUUGUGUUUAUGGGGACCCAUGUAGUUUAUGUACUAUUGUCUUAAGUACAUAUUUAUAAUUGCUCAUAAUUCAGGAAUGCACAAUAAUAAAAAAUACUAAAAAACA
Anguilla rostrata (American eel) is the source of this 2633-nucleotide messenger RNA. It is a transcript of the gene cenpu, whose product is annotated as centromere protein U. The record is from RefSeq and is a predicted model, not a curated record. The transcript has 14 exons. Bases 113 to 1891 code for a protein of 592 amino acids. Gene Ontology annotation, cellular component: nucleus. Lineage: Eukaryota; Metazoa; Chordata; Actinopteri; Anguilliformes; Anguillidae.